GCUUACACAGUAUGGCCGGCGACAUUAGCUAGCGCUCGCUCAACUCUCUCUAACGGGAAAGCAGCGGACUACAAGAGACUGAACUGUAUCUGCCUCUAUUUCCAACAGACUCACGUUCAACUUUCGCUCACGAAAAUAGCCGGGAAAAUUUUAUUAGUCCUUUUUUUAAAAAAAAGUUAAUAUAAAAUUAUAGCAAAAAAAAAAAAAAAAAAAAAGGAACCUGAACUUUAGUAACACAGCUGGAACAAUCCGCAGCGGCGGUAGGAGCGGCGGGAGAAGAGAUUUAAUUUAGUUGAUUUUCUGUGGUUGUUGGUUGUUCGCUAGUCUCACGGUGAUGGAAGCUGCACAUUUUUUCGAAGGGACCGAGAAACUGCUGGAGGUCUGGUUUUCCAGACAGCAGUCCGACGCAAGCCAGGGAUCUGGGGAUCUUCGUACCAUCCCAAGAUCUGAGUGGGAUGUCCUUUUGAAGGAUGUGCAGUGCUCAAUCAUAAGUGUGACAAAGACUGACAAGCAGGAAGCUUAUGUACUCAGUGAGAGUAGCAUGUUUGUCUCCAAGAGACGUUUCAUUUUGAAGACAUGUGGUACCACCCUCUUACUGAAAGCACUGGUUCCCCUGUUGAAGCUUGCUAGGGAUUACAGUGGCUUUGACUCAAUUCAAAGCUUCUUUUAUUCUCGUAAGAAUUUCAUGAAACCUUCUCACCAAGGGUACCCACACCGGAAUUUCCAGGAAGAAAUCGAGUUUCUUAAUGCAAUUUUCCCAAAUGGAGCAGCAUAUUGUAUGGGACGCAUGAAUUCUGACUGCUGGUACUUGUAUACUUUGGAUUUCCCAGAGAGCCNAGUAAUCAGUCAGCCAGAUCAAACCCUGGAAAUUCUGAUGAGUGAGCUUGACCCAGCAGUUAUGGACCAGUUCUACAUGAAAGAUGGUGUUACUGCAAAGGAUGUCACUCGUGAGAGUGGAAUUCGUGACCUGAUACCAGGUUCUGUCAUUGAUGCCACACUGUUCAAUCCUUGUGGCUACUCGAUGAAUGGAAUGAAAUCGGAUGGAACAUAUUGGACUAUUCACAUCACUCCAGAACCAGAAUUUUCUUAUGUUAGCUUUGAAACAAACCUCAGUCAGACCUCCUAUGAUGACCUGAUCAGGAAAGUUGUGGAAGUCUUCAAGCCAGGAAAAUUUGUGACCACCUUGUUUGUUAAUGACAUGGCCUACUCGGCUGCCUGCCUAUCCACCUGCUCCCCGGUCCGGGCUUGGACAGGAAGCUUCUUUCCUACUCUGAACCUCAUUCAGCUUAUCAACCUGCAGCUGGACUCCGUGGCGUUGCUCUUGAACCCAACUCUAGCAGUACCAGCAAGGGUCCCUCCUGGCUCUGGUCUGACUGACAAAGCAGCUCUGCUGCAGGCUCUUCAACUGGUAUUCCGUCUGUGA
Messenger RNA from Mus pahari (shrew mouse), 1423 nucleotides. RefSeq names its product adenosylmethionine decarboxylase 1 (gene Amd1). Gene Ontology annotation, molecular function: adenosylmethionine decarboxylase activity; putrescine binding. The transcript is spliced from 8 exons. Gene Ontology annotation, biological process: spermine biosynthetic process; spermidine biosynthetic process. Gene Ontology annotation, cellular component: cytosol. Bases 335 to 1423 code for a protein of 362 amino acids. NCBI's taxonomy places the organism in Eukaryota, Metazoa, Chordata, Mammalia, Rodentia, Muridae. The record is from RefSeq and is a predicted model, not a curated record.